AUGGUCGUCGACACCCUCGUCUACCACCCCACGGUAGCCCACUACCAGCGCUUCGUCGCCACCACCGUCGGCCGCGACAAGAUCCUCCGCACCCUGCAGUACUUUGCCCGCUUCUACGCCUGGUACCUGCUCCGCACCAACGGCUCCCCCUCGCAGAUGGCGCCCUGGAACGCCGUCAAGAAGCAGUUCGGCCUCGUCCGCAAGGUCAUGCGCGUCGGCAAGAACGUCGAGCACCUCCGCGCCGCCGCGCAGGCCGCCGACGCCAAAGCCGUCGAGCCCUUUUUGCGCUACGCCUCCGUCGGCCGCCAGCUGGGCUACGCCGGCUACCUCACGCUCGACUCCCUGACCGUGGGCGACGCCGCCGGCAUCAGGAAGUGGCGCCAUGCGCAGACGCUGCAGCAGCAUGCCUAUCGCUUCUGGGCCAUGGGGCUCGUCUUCAGCAUCGCCGCCCAGGCGUACACUCUGUACCGCCUCAAGCAGCGCGAGGCAAAAAUUGACCGCAAGGACGGCGAGGGCGUCGUCGAGAGCAAGCGCAUCCUGAAGGAGCGAGCCGCCAGCCAUCUCCAGCUCAUCUCCGACGUCUGCGACUUGACCGUCCCCUCCGCCGCCCUCGGCUGGGCUGGCUUUGACGACGGCUUCGUCGGUCUGGCCGGAACCGUCAGCAGCUUGAUCGGCGUCUAUACCCAGUGGAAAAAGACCGUCUAG
Molecule: messenger RNA, 705 nt
Organism: Trichoderma citrinoviride
Lineage: Eukaryota; Fungi; Ascomycota; Sordariomycetes; Hypocreales; Hypocreaceae
Product: peroxisomal biogenesis factor 11
Exons: 2
Coding region: 1-705 (234 amino acids)
Biological process (GO): regulation of peroxisome size; peroxisome fission
Cellular component (GO): peroxisomal membrane
Source: RefSeq, a predicted model, not a curated record